Molecule: messenger RNA, 1281 nt
Organism: Alternaria alternata
Lineage: Eukaryota; Fungi; Ascomycota; Dothideomycetes; Pleosporales; Pleosporaceae
Exons: 2
Coding region: 1-1281 (426 amino acids)
Source: RefSeq, a predicted model, not a curated record
AUGUCGAAUUCGGUUUGUAAGGCCAUUCCUUGGACAGAAGGCUCCGAGAACCCACAAGUCAUGGCAUCAACUGCCGACGCAAUACCCGCAUCAGAGCCGCCAAAAGGGCUGCUACCAACAACCGUACGCCAGCCACUAUCCUCACUACUAUACCCAAAGAUUGCAACAGCAUCAUCAUCACAUGAGGUCCCGCUUCAGUCGCCAACAGUCCCCCACCCAGGCAAGCGGCUACCAUCCCCACCGAAAUCCCCAGCAAUCACGCAUCCAGAAUGGCCGCUAUCAACUACUGCACCGAGAUGUACACCAGUCUUUGUCUUGUUCCCCACUCCAGAACUGAUGUCACCACUAUCAACGACAUCACCGUUUCCAACAAAUCUGCCACCUUGUCCCCAACCUGCGCAAACCGGAAGUUUCAUAUCUCGCCUCUUCAUGCGCGCACCUGCUCACCCAUACGAUGUGGAACUUGGUACGCUUCCGCAGCGCCGUAUAUGGGAGGCUCGCGUCAUGACUAUGGGAGACGACCAAAGGAGGAGGGAUGCAAGGAUGAUUAGGAUCAAGAUUGCAGGAGCGGUAUUGGUAAUUAUUGGGUUUUGGGUAUUGGUGGGCCUGGAGGUCUGGAGGAGACAAAGAGGUGAAGGUUACGAUGGGAUCGAAGAUUUCAACAUGUUUAGCUUCUCUGCUCUCCACAGCGUCGUUACAAAUUUUGAGGCUUUAUCAUCCAGCAGUGUCUCUUCGCCGGCCCCAGAGACGGUAUCGACUGAACCAUAUAAUAUAGACCAUAUCACUCUUCAAAUGGCAGAUACAGAGCGAGAAGAUGUUGUGUCCGACAAGAACCAAUCCAUUGCGGAUUUUUCUGAGAUACCUGACCACAAUGCAACACCAUACCAUCACCUCGAUCUCUCAACUACUCGCUACGUCCCCAACAACAAUACUGUCAUCACCGCAACGAAAUUAGACACCUCAACAUUGGACGCACCCAAAGACAAGACAAGCAUCCGGUCUCAAGUCCCAUCAGAGCGACACAUUAAUCGCGCCAACAUCACCAACGUCAACACCAACGCCAGCGACGUUGAGCUGGGCCCACUGCCAAACUCGACCGUUACAACACGGUGUUACUACUCGCCGUCCUCCUCUUCAACAGCAAAUACUCUUCAACGCCAACGCACUCGGAGGAUCCUCCAUCAUGUCAUGGUGGCUUUGGCCGGAAUGGUGGUGAUUGUUGUUGUGGCUUGCGCCAUAAUUUAUGUGGUCGCUUCACUGAAGUUUUCGAGGGCAUCGUGA